AUGGCUAAGAAUACAGCAGCAUGGUUGACCAUUCCAAAAAUAAGACCGCUUCAGAUCAAAGCGGCGGCAUAUACUCGUCCUAAGGGAGAUGAGAUUGUCAUCAAGAAUCGAGCUAUAGCACUCAACCCAGUCGACGUUCAAAUACAGGCCAUUGGGAGCAACCUUGCAUUUCCCUGGGUCAAAUAUCCAUUCAUAAUGGGAAUCGAUACAGCCGGGGAAGUUGUCGAGAUCGGGUCCAAGGUGUCCACCAUCAAAGUGGGUGAUCGUGUCCUUGGUCAAGCCCUGGGAGGGGACAAGCACCGUAGCGGGUCACCCGAAGGGGCGUUUCAGGAAUAUGUUGUGCUACUCGAGCACAUGGCUUCACGUAUCCCAGAUGAUCUCUCCUUCGAGAGAGCGUGUGUGCUGCCUCUCGGGCUCGGCACAGCGGCCUGCGGCCUAUUCCAGAAGGAUCAGCUCGGGCUGGAGCUGCCUUCGAGCCAGCCGAAGCCGACAGGCAAGACACUACUCAUUUGGGGAGGCUCGACAAGUGUUGGGAGCAAUGCCAUCCAGUUGGCAGUGGCGGCGGGUUAUGAAGUCUUUACAACCGCCUCGCCCAAGAAUUUUGCAUAUGUUCGUGGCUUGGGCGCCACGAAAGUGUUCGACUAUAACAGCAAGGCUGUCGUCCAGGACAUCAUCAGAGCAUUCCAGGGAAGGACGACAGCUGGCGCAAUGUGGAUUGGAGUCGGGUCCGGCACGAUCUGCAUGGAUAUUCUGAGUAAAUGCGAAGGUGAUAAGGUCGUCACGAUGGCUGCCUAUCCAAUGCCACCAACGCAUCCGACCACGUUGAUUGUGCCAACCAUUAUAUACUACUUUAUGUGGGGGCAGGUCGCCCUUUGGCUCAAAUCGAAGCGCUAUGGUAUCAAAUACGGGUUUAUCUUUGGGUCGACACUUGCAUUCAAUGAAGUUGGGAAAGCGAUGUACCAAGACUUCCUCCCAGCGGCUCUGGAAGAAAACAGAUACAUUGUUGCUCCAGAUCCGAUCAUUGUGGGCAAAGGCCUCGAGAGUAUUCAAGCUGGACUGGAUCUUUUGAGGAAGCGUGUAUCAGCGAAGAAGGUGGUUGUGACUCUAGAUUAG
Exophiala aquamarina CBS 119918 is the source of this 1113-nucleotide messenger RNA. RefSeq lists its product as uncharacterized. Bases 1 to 1113 code for a protein of 370 amino acids. NCBI's taxonomy places the organism in Eukaryota, Fungi, Ascomycota, Eurotiomycetes, Chaetothyriales, Herpotrichiellaceae. Gene Ontology annotation, molecular function: oxidoreductase activity, acting on NAD(P)H. The transcript has a single exon. The record is from RefSeq and is a predicted model, not a curated record.